AUGUAUUGCGUUAGUCAAAAAUCACCGCCCCUCCACCCCCAUGCUUUUACUCCUCCCGUUUCGAUCGGCAAAUUUCGGGGGUGGAUUCUGGCUAUCUUCUGGAUCGAACGGGACGGUACUCGUUCAAGGCAUAUGGCAUCAGAAGCAAUCGAUAUUAAAACGGCUUAG
Messenger RNA from Pyricularia grisea, 168 nucleotides. RefSeq lists its product as uncharacterized. The transcript has a single exon. The record is from RefSeq and is a predicted model, not a curated record. NCBI's taxonomy places the organism in Eukaryota, Fungi, Ascomycota, Sordariomycetes, Magnaporthales, Pyriculariaceae. Bases 1 to 168 code for a protein of 55 amino acids.